This is a messenger RNA of Juglans microcarpa x Juglans regia, 1170 nucleotides long. Its product is annotated as glutathione S-transferase zeta class-like. NCBI's taxonomy places the organism in Eukaryota, Viridiplantae, Streptophyta, Magnoliopsida, Fagales, Juglandaceae. Bases 157 to 717 code for a protein of 186 amino acids. Gene Ontology annotation, cellular component: cytoplasm. Gene Ontology annotation, biological process: L-phenylalanine catabolic process; glutathione metabolic process. The transcript has 9 exons. Gene Ontology annotation, molecular function: glutathione transferase activity; maleylacetoacetate isomerase activity. The record is from RefSeq and is a predicted model, not a curated record.
UGGGAAUAGUGUUUUCCAACCGCUUAAUCCUCACCGACACCAGUCACGGUGAGUCAAGGCCGGUUCUGUUGUGCUAUUUGGGCGAAACCAAGUCUGACUUUUCAAGAUUCAGCCGUUGAUCGAUCGAUCGGACUUCUCAGCUACAUCGAUUGGGUGAUGAUGGCGAGUGGAAGUGGUGAUAAGAAUCAACUGAAACUGUAUUCGUACCAUAGGAGCUCUUGCUCCUACCGUGUCCGUACUGCCCUCAAUUUGAAAGGGUUGAAAUACGAGUAUAAAGCAGUUGACUUGUUGAAGGGAGAGCAAUUCAGUCCAGAGUUUACAGAGCUCAAUCCUAUUGGCUACGUGCCAGUGCUCGUGGAUGGGGAAAUCAUAGUUUCCGACUCUUUCGCCAUCAUAAUGUAUUUAGAAGAGAAAUAUCCUCAGCAUCCAUUGUUGCCUCAAGAUCUUCAGAAAAUAGGCAUCAAUUACCAGGCUGCCAAUAUUGUUUCCUCAAGCAUACAGCCUUUUCAAAAUUUAGCUACACUGAAAUACAUUGAGGAGAAAGUUGGUCCUGGUGAGGACCUUUCCUGGGCUAAGCAUCAUAUUACAAAAGGCUUUGCAGCACUUGAAAAGUUACUAAAGGGCCAUGCAGGAAGAUAUGCAACUGGAGAUGAAGUUUUCCUGGUUUGGCUUUCUGCUCCAUCUGUUUGCAUGCCAGUAUGGUUGCAUAUAGUGUAGGCUGUACUGUGUAUAGCCAUUAAGAUAAAAAUGCCUGUUUCUAUUUUUUUGUGCUGGUGGCUGGAGGGAUGGGCUUUGGGUUGCCAAUGGUACAUUCAAUUUGCUAGGUUCCUUACAUACAGCUCACAAUCAUAAACUCUUAUUGCACAGAGAAAGAGUAAGAAACAUGCAUUUCUCUAAGAUUUUCAAUUUACUUCCAAAAGUCCAAUAUUUGUUGGGGGCUUCUUUGCUAAUAAAGUUGUCAACCAUCCUGAAUUUGCUCUAUCUUCUAGAACCAAAAAGUGAUUUUGGUUUGCUGGUUUGUAAUAGUUAUACAACUCCAAGGCCUGGUUUGGUUACACAAACCAAACCAUCUCAUCUCAUCUCAUAUAAUCAUUACAACUUUCCCAAACUUUCAUACAAAAUAUAAUAAACAAUUCAACUUUUUUCAAAUCUUAAAACAAAAAUAAUAUU